Molecule: messenger RNA, 1664 nt
Organism: Schistosoma spindalis
Lineage: Eukaryota; Metazoa; Platyhelminthes; Trematoda; Strigeidida; Schistosomatidae
Source: the annotation of a GenBank genome assembly
AUGUCUGAGAAUUUGUACACUGAGACUGCUAAUCAGCUUCAAAGUGCACUGCUGGCACUAAAUUCUCAAAAAUUGUUUGCGAAGGAGCGUCUUAGUCGCAGUCAAAACAGAAUACAAUGGUAUAUUUCCCAAUUCGCCGCGAAAGAUUUUCAAGUUGAAGAAUCUCGCAGAAAGGAAGCUUCCAUUUCUACUGCCAUCUCUCAACUGCGUGCCAAAGCUCAGGAGGAACUUAUUCAAUACCGUCAGCAAGCUGCAGACAUUUACAAAAAACCAAUAGCUACUUUGCAAAGUCAGUUGGUCUUGGAGAGAAGAGAAAAUCGAUUGUUGAAGAAUAAAUGUUUAAAAAAUGAUCAAACAAUUCUCAACUUGCAACGGCAAAUCGCUGAAUUGAAUUCUAAAGUUUACAGCACUGAACAUCAAACUGAACUUUUGAAGAAUGCUUUGGAUAGUUUGGGGAAGGAGCAUAAUCGCUUAAGAAGUAACUAUGAGGACAAGAUCCAGAGACUAGAGGAUUCUAUAACUUCUAGUGCUGCUGAUUUUGAUUUAAUGCGAAGUAAAGAGAAUGAAGUUAUGAAGGAAAUAUCAAAAUUUAAAAGCAUGUUGAAUUUAGACGAAGAGAGUCCCCACUCACGAAGAUGUAACGAACAAAUUAAUCCAGUUAAUGAGGAAUUGGUUGACGAAGAGGAUUCACAGUGUUCAGAAAAUGACAAAAAAAUCGGAUUCGACAGAACCUAUGAAUCAAAAGUUACCUCACACUCAGAUUGUGCUGUUCCAUCAAAAGGUAUUGAGUCUUUUGUGAUGACAUCAAAAGAUGACCUCCUCGACACUUCCCAGAAUAUUGAUGUUGAGUUACAAAACUGUGGUCAAAUAAACUUUGACAUGAAUAGGUGUGGUUUAAAUUCUUCCAAAAAUGAAAUCAUGGACACAAAAAUCAAUGGCUCAAUACCUGGUAGUCCAAAGUCGUCAAUGUGUUUAUCAGGGUCCAAUGCUAUUGGAUACUUACAAAUUUGUGAAAUUGAUCCCAAUGGUGAGUAUUUACUUCUAUGGAAUUCAAGUACAAACAAGGAAAUUGAUAUUGGAUUACAUAAAGUUUGGCAAAAACAUAUUCAAGAGAAAAUUAAUGAAUAUACAUUCCCAGCUGAUGUUCGAAUGUCACCACGAACUGUAUUUACUUUAUGGUCGAAUAAUGCCAUUAUACCAAAGAAUAUUCAUAAUACAAAAAAUGUAUUCCGAUGUCCAAAUAUUUGUAAAUGGUUUAAUGGUCCAAAUUAUGUAACUAUGGUAUCGAAUUCCCGUGAUGAGAUUUUAGCUUGGCUUACCCCAUCUGCACGAUGUUUUACAAGCCGAAAUGAACGAGAAAAUUCUCUUCAGAAUUGUAAUUCAUCCGGAAUUCAAUAUGCACCAGAUUUUAAUCGUGAUCCGCUAAUGAUAACAAGAUUCCUUACCCUUAUAAACCAUAAUUCAAUGAUUCACCUCAAUUAUCCAAUGAUGAAACUAAUCAAAAUACACAUUAAUUUAUGAAUAAAUCAAAAUUUAAUUUUAAUGUAGGUUUUGUUUAUUUUGAUUAUUUCAAAUGAAACAGUGAAAAAAGCACAUGACAACAAUGAGGAUACAAUAAACGGAAUGUCUAUUUUGUGUAUGUGUGUGUGUAGUUUGUUAUGUAC